Molecule: messenger RNA, 620 nt
Organism: Nematostella vectensis (starlet sea anemone)
Lineage: Eukaryota; Metazoa; Cnidaria; Anthozoa; Actiniaria; Edwardsiidae
Product: hemerythrin-like protein
Exons: 3
Coding region: 105-512 (135 amino acids)
Molecular function (GO): iron ion binding
Source: RefSeq, a predicted model, not a curated record
UAUAUAACCCCAGGAAGCGCUAUAAGUCUCACUCGUAGUGAGAUACUACAGUGAUAAUACCAGUCUCCAUUCCUUGACUCUGAGGGUGUACUUUAAGUAAGAAGAUGGGACUUCCACCAAUUGAAUGCCCGUUUGAUAUCCCAAAGCCAUUCAGAUGGAACGAAUCGUUCAAAGUGUUCUACCAAAACCUUGACGAUGAGCACAGAGGGCUUUUUGAUGUUGUCUUUGAUGUGGACGCGAAACGUGGCGAUGCUGGGGCGGUUAGCAAGGCAGCCUCGGCAUUCAAGGGUCACUUCACGACCGAGGAGGCAGAGAUGAAGAAGGGAGUGGACGCCGGCAAGCUGGACGGAGCACACUACAAGGGACACUGCACGGCUCAUAACAAAUUCCUGGAAUUGUUUGGCUCUUUUGGUAACAACCUUGGCGAUGAUGAGAUCAACUAUUCCAUGAAGUGGCUCGUAAACCACAUUAAGAGCACAGACUUCCACUACAAGGGCAAGCUUAUCCAAUAGUACCGCUCAUUGUACUUGUGCUUUCUUUCAGCGUCAAACAUGACAGUAGCUUGUAGUAAUACUUGAUGAGUCUGUAACCUGUUUUCAGUAGUAAAUGCGAGCAUUAUA